GAAGAUCGGAAAGUUUUGGCGCUCAGUUCGUUUUCUCCUCUGUGUUACACGGAUUAUUACAUCGUUCUCAAAGCAACCAUAACAACAAACAACUGUGUGAGGGAUUCACGUCCUUCUCAAACCCUCGCCGUUCAGGUACAACCAUAACAAUAACAACAAACAAUUGCGAUGUUCAUCAUGAGUGCGCAGGUGGAUGUGAUUCAUGCUGGAGAACAGCAGAUGCUGCAGACACCAGUGAAGAUUGAAGUGAAGCAGGAGAUAAAAGAAGAAAACACAACAGAAGAACAACAGAGUGAUGAUGACGAUUUUAUUCCUGCAGAGCUGAUGGACGUGAGAGAGGAACGUGAAGAGCUGAAUGACGUGGAGGAGGAACAGCAUGAUUUCAUAACUGGAGAAAAAUCUUUGAGUGGCUCAAACACUGAAAAGAAUUUCUCUCCAAAAAAUCCUCGAAGAAGAUCAGCCAAGAAAUCUUUCACGUGCUCUCAGUGUGGAAAGAGCUUCACAUGUAAAAGCCAUCUUAAUAGACACAUGAGAGUUCAUACUGGAGAGAAACCUUACACGUGCCAUCAGUGUGGAAAGAGUUUUGCAGCUGCAGGCAAUCUCAAGAGUCAUCUCUUUUAUCACUCUGGAGAAAAGUUAUUUGAAUGUGAUAAGUGUGGUAAAACAUUUGUUCUGGCACAGUACCUAAAACAACAUCUGAAAACUCACACAAAUGAGAAGCCUUACAAGUGUUCAUUUUGUGAAAAGAGUUUUAAACACAAGUUCUAUUUUAAACAGCACCAGAAAAUUCAUACCAGUGUGGCGGCUCAUAUGUGCUUUGAAUGUGGGAAGAUUUUUAUUACAGCCAGCGACUUGAAACGGCACCAAAGAAUUCAUACUGGAGAGAAACCAUACAAGUGCUCACACUGUGGAAAGUCUUUCACUCUGUCAGGAAACCUGAAAACACACGAGAGAAUUCAUACUGGAGAGAAACCUUACAAGUGCUCACGCUGUGGAAAGAGUUUCACUCGGUCACAAGACCUGAAAACACACGAGAGAAUUCAUACCGGAGAGAAACCAUACAAGUGCUCACACUGUGGAAAAAGUUUCACACAGUCAGUAAACCUGAAAACACAUGAGAGAAAUCACACUGGAGAGAAACCUUACAAGUGCUCACACUGUGGACAGAGUUUCAACCGGUCACAAAACCUAAAAGCACAUGAGAGAAUUCAUACUGGAGAGAAACCAUACAAGUGCUCACACUGUGAAAAGAGUUUCACUCAUUCACAAAGCCUGAAAACACAUGGGAGAAUUCAUACAGGAGAGAAACCUUACCAAUGCUCUUCAUGUGAGAAAAGUUUCAUCUCCGCAAGUAAUCUAUAUAAACAUGUAAAAAGAAGUCACAGUUAGUCGUCAAUCGAUAUGGAUUUUUCUAUGGCUGAUGCUAAAAAUGCUAAUGGUCGAUGUAAAUGCCGGUAAACGCUACCAGUCAAAAGUUAAGGGUCACUUACUCAUUCUUUAUUAUUUUCACAUUUAAUAGUAAAGUCAUCAAAACUAUGGAAGAACAGAGAUGGAACUAUAUGAAUUAUGUUGUGACUAAAACAAUUCAAAAAUAAAUAAACAAUGUUAUAUUUUAGCAUCUUCAAAGUUACACACAUUUUGCAUAGAAUUUGCAGAAACAUACUCUUGACAUUUUCUCAACCAGCUUCUUGAGGUAUCACCCUGGGAUAAUUAUUAAACGUAUUGAAGGAGUUCUGGAGGCUGGUGCUUCCGCCAUAUGUGCUUCUGCCCAAGCACUUUUUGUAAUGAAAUAAAUAUGUUGGCACAAUUAUAUUUUUGUCUACAAGACUAAUUUCAAACAUUUAGGCAUACACCUUCAAAUUAAAAAGGUUUUUAAGAAUAAUUUCUGUCAAAUGACCCCAAACGUUUGAACGGCAGUGUACAUAAUACAAUUUAACAACAGCAUGUUCACAACAUUUAAUUACUUUGAUGAUUUAAUUUCAAGGUUAACAUUAUAUACAAAACAAACAUUUACAAAGGAUAGUGAUAAGGUUAUGAAUUAGGAAAUUACAAGAUUGUUACAGGAAGGACUUUACACAGAAAUAGCAUUCUUAAAGAAGUUCUGAAAGGGCUGCCAGUAUACAAAACUUCAUAAGUAAAACAAAAACAACGGAAAGUUAACACUUCUAUUUUUCGGCGAAGCGAACACCGCUAUCGACUGAUGCCAAUAAUUGCAAAAUGGCUUAUUAAUUGGUCUGGCCGAUAUAUAUGUCUAUCGGUAGUCACUAUGAGCAGAUGUUAUCUUCAGGUCCAUUAAUAUCAAGUACAUUUUUAAAAUUCAGAAAAACCCAAAGAUAGUAAGAGCUGCUAUUAACCGAGGCGAACACACAAACAUUGUGCAAGUAUACCUGGAGUUUAACUGCUGUUCUGAUUUACUGUUGUUGUGCAUUUAAGAGGUCUCUUUUGGAUAGUUAAUUUAGUUGUAAGUUUACUAAUAAUUGUAAAAUAUAAAAUAUUUCCCAUAUUAACUGUGUAAAUAUUACUUGUAUGUUUACGUUUUAGUCUGGAAGUGUGAAUAAAGUCCU
This is a messenger RNA of Xyrauchen texanus (razorback sucker), 2564 nucleotides long. RefSeq names its product zinc finger protein 501-like. Lineage: Eukaryota; Metazoa; Chordata; Actinopteri; Cypriniformes; Catostomidae. Gene Ontology annotation, molecular function: DNA-binding transcription factor activity; RNA polymerase II cis-regulatory region sequence-specific DNA binding. The transcript has 5 exons. The record is from RefSeq and is a predicted model, not a curated record. The coding region runs from base 169 to 1389 and encodes 406 amino acids. Gene Ontology annotation, biological process: negative regulation of transcription by RNA polymerase II; regulation of cytokine production; regulation of immune system process.